UGUUUUCGAACUAACUGCUUUUUCUUUCUAUUCCUUUUUUGUCGUUGCUAACAUCAGUGAUAAAUGGGCAAUAUUGGUGCCUUGCUGAUGUUUCGGCGUAGAGUAAUAUAUAAUAAUAUUAGUCUUAAGAAUUUCGCUGAGAAAAAGGGGUUUUCUUAUAACUGUAUGUCCACUGUAGCAAACGAAAGUAAUAACUUUAAAGAUCCUUUUAAUGUUCAACUACUAGAUGAUCGCCUUCAUAAAUAUCUCUUUGGAGAUAAAGUUUAUGAAGUAACUAAAGAGAAGAUAAAAAUAGCGACAAGACUUUUGGAGCGGCACAAUUUGGGAACGCAGAGAUUAAAACCAUUUCCGCCGGUUGAUCAGUUGGAGUUACCUCCUUUAGACGGCGAUGUUAUAACUUAUCUUAACGAUGUUGCCCAGAAACAAUGCGAGCCCUAUAAACAGUAUUCUAUGAAUCUCAGUACGUUAAAACCUAGCCCAAUGCCUAAAGAAUGGCGCCUCUCCAGCGGCUGGACCCGUUAUGAUACUAUCUCUUCCGGGGCUGCAGCCAAAGGCGAACGUGUCUCGGCGCCUCUGGGUAACGCGAUGGUCUUCGACGUGGAAGUAAACUUUAGGGAAUCCCAGUACCCUGUCAUAGCAGUAGCGUUGUGUUAUGAGAAUGUUCAGCAAGACGGACAAGAUCCCGAUAGUACCUUCGUUAACGGGGUCUGGUAUUCAUGGUGUAGUUCAAACUUAGUAUCUCUUCCAGGGAGCAGGGAAUCUAUUUACAAAAGAGUUAAUGAGCUGAUUCCACUAAGCCGUCGUAAACCGCAUUUGAUAGUUGGGCAUAACAUAUGCUAUGACAGAGCCCGGCUCGAGUGCGAGUAUACUUUUGAGGAAUCCAACAAUCGGUUUUUAGAUACUAUGAGCAUGCACAUCUCUCUAAAUGGAUUGACUGCAGCUCAGAAAAGACUAUUACUUAAACUUCGUAAAGCCACAGCUCUCGGGACGGCGUCUGAAGAGAAACUUGUAAGAAUUAGAGACAUGUGGACCAAGGUGGCAGCCCUGAACAGUUUGAAAGAUGUCUAUAGGCUUUAUAUUAAAAAAGAAUUGGAUAAGACCGCAAGAGACCUUUUUGUGGAGGGAUCCUUAGAAGAUAUUAAAGAAAACGCGCAGGACUGUUUUCGCUACUGCGCCGCUGACGUGCUUGCGACGCUUGAGGUUUACCAGAAAAUGUACGACCAAUAUUUUGAGGCCUGUCCUUCGCCCGCCACCUUCGCUGGCACCUUGUUGCUUUCGACGCCUGUUUUGCCGGUCAAAAAGGCUACUUUUGAAUAUUAUAUAGCGAGAUGCGAUGCAAAACUAAAGGAAACCGAGGAGAUGGUCAUUGGCACACUUAAAAAACUUCUCAACGAGGCCUUGAAAAAAAAUCCUUCUGAAAUAGAAAAGGACCCGUUUCUUAAUCAUUUAGACUGGAGUUUGCCAAAAGGAAAACUGAGACGGCAUGCCCUCCAAAAUAAGCCCAAAUGGUAUCGCGACCUGUGCGACCGGACGGGGACGCCUGUCAUGACUUUGAGAAAAAGAAUCACUCCAUAUCUCCUUCGGAUGAGGUGGGACGGGUUUCCUAUAUAUUAUCACAAGCCGAACCGAACAUGGGGCUUUGAUCACCCGACUACCGGCUUCCAUCAGCUGCCCCGCCGCGAUAAAGAGCAUGCAAAGACAGGCACGCCCUUAGCGAAGACUUUCCAAUUUGAAAUAGAACAAUCGAAACUCAAAGGACGGCAGGAGGCUAUACCCAUCCUCAAUGCGGCGAUCGAGACUUCGUAUUGGAUUGGCACAAGAAAACGUGCCAAUGAGCAGUUUAUCCACGACGAUAUAAUCAUCCCCAUGCUGGUUCCUUCCGGCACCAUCACCCGGAGAGCAGUAGAACCUCUGUGGUUGACUGCCAGCAGCCCCAAAAUGAACAGGAUUGGAUCCGAGCUGAAAGCGCAAGUGCGAGCCCCCAAAGGCUACUACUUUGUGGGCUCGGACGUUGAUUCGCAGGAGUUGUGGAUAGCCGCCGUGUUAGGGGAUGCUUACUUCACUGGAUUGCAUGGGAGCACUGCGUUGGGUUGGAUGACCGUUUCCGGGGAAAAGUCUUUCAAAACUGAUCUCCAUUCGCGCACCGCCGAGCAAAUUGCAGUGAGCCGAGACGUUGCCAAGAUUUUCAACUACGGGCGUAUAUAUGGUUCCGGCGUGAGCUCCGCUCGGCGCAUGCUAAUCAAUAGUAUUCCCGAUCUUACCUUAUCGGAGGCUGACGAGAAGGCCCACGAUCUCUAUAAAUCCACUAAAGGCCAUAAAGUCAUGUGUACCGUAAAGUACGACAGCGAAAGAUUUAGUGAGCUUUACGUUUGGCGGGCAGCAGGUGGCUGUUCCAGUCUACUCUGGGUUGGCGGCUCCGAAUCGCACAUGUUUAACAGUCUUGAACAGGUCGUCAAUUCAACCUAUCCGCGAACUCCUUUUUUAGGGAGUGGUAUCUCUAAUAUGCUGAAAAGCUCUGUCGCCGGCAGUAACUAUUCGACGUCGAGGGUCAACUGGGUUGUCCAGAGUUCGGCGGUUGACUUCUUACACCUUCUUUUAGUGUCAAUGGAACAUUUUUGCAAGCGUUAUUGUAUCCGUUACAAGUUUGUUAUAAGUAUUCACGACGAAGUCCGCUUUUUGGUUUCGGAGAGAGACCGCUACAGGGCUGCGCUUGCUCUGCAUCUGUCCAAUCUCUAUGUAAGGGCUUACUUCUCCAUGCGUCUGGGGAUGCACGACCUACCCAUGUCCGUCGCCUUCUUUUCUAAAGUUGACGUGGAUAAGGUCCUAAGGAAGGAGGUCAACUUAGAGAGUGUGACUCCCAGCAACCCAAUUCCUUUGCCGUGCGUCGGUGAAAGUUUAAGUAUUUACGAGGUUUUGAAGAAGACUAACGGCAGUUUACUCCUAAAUAAGCAACCUCCUCUAGAAUCUACAGAGGCAGUUGAUCGUGCAUGGAAGAAGCAUUCGGAGCUUGAGAGGCGCGCUAUGAAUACUUUUUACAAGCAACUGAAACCCGCCCUGGCCAACAGAAGCACCGAACUCGAUACUACUAACACAACCGCAUAUCGUGAAGUGAAAAUUAUGAAAAAUGGCGUUCAAUAUUACUUGUGCCCAUUUUGUUUAAAAAAAUUAAAAACGAAAAAGGGGCUUUCGCUUCAUGCGUCUACUUGCUCUCGGCAGCCCUCCGGAGCCAUCCAAUAA
Molecule: messenger RNA, 3237 nt
Organism: Zophobas morio
Lineage: Eukaryota; Metazoa; Arthropoda; Insecta; Coleoptera; Tenebrionidae
Exons: 41
Coding region: 64-3237 (1057 amino acids)
Biological process (GO): mitochondrial DNA replication
Cellular component (GO): gamma DNA polymerase complex; mitochondrion
Molecular function (GO): DNA binding; DNA-directed DNA polymerase activity; 3'-5' exonuclease activity
Source: RefSeq, a predicted model, not a curated record